AUGAGAUUAGACCCUUCAUAUUUAGAAUAUAUGACAAAGGAUGAAUUCCGUGUCUUGACAGCAAUUGAAAUCGGUAUGAGAAAUCAUGAACUUGUACCUAUGCAUCUUAUAGAAAGAAUCUCUCAUUUAAAGAGAGUAUGUGCUAGUAAAGUAGUAAAGUUACUUCUUAAAAAUAAGUUUAUUGCACAUGAAAAUAAAAAAUUCGACGGUUAUAAAUUAACUUACUUGGGAUAUGAUUAUCUUGCUUUACAGGUUUUUAUCAGAAGAGGAGCUAUUAAGGAAGUAUUAGGAAAAGUAGGAUGUGGUAAAGAGUCAGAUAUUUAUAAAUGUGUAAAUGAAAAUGGAGAUUUUGUUAUCUUGAAAUUCACUCGUUUGGGCAGAACUUCAUUUAGAACAAUUAAAAAAAAUAGAGAUUAUAUUUAGCAUAGAACAAGUUAUAGUUGGUUAUAUUUAUCCAGACUUUCUGCUAUUAAAGAAUACACUUUUAUGGAUCUUCUACAUAAGAAUAACUUCCCUACACCUAUUCCUAUUGAGUAAAAUAGACAUGGUAUUGUUAUGAGCUUAAUUAAUGGUGUUCCUAUGCAAAACAUUUCUGAAAUUGACAAUCCAAAAUAUGUUUUUGACUAAUGCUUUUAUUUGAUUAAAAGAUUAGCUGAGAAUGGACUUAUCCAUAGUGAUUUUAAUGAGUUUAACUUGAUGGUAGAAGAUAAUGGAAAAGUUAUUAUGAUUGAUUUUCCUCAGAUGGUUAGCACAAAGCAUAAAAAUGCAUAAUUUUACUUUGAUAGAGAUGUUGAAUGCAUUCACGUUUUCUUUGAAAGAAGAUUCAAUUACCAGAUUACUGAUACUCUUGAUUUCAACAAAAUUGCUAGAUUAAAUGAUCUUGAUGUAUAAGUAAAAGCUUCUGGAUUUAUCAAAAAGGAAAUAAAGAAUAUUGAUGAUUUUGAUAUUGAUUUGAGAGGUAGUGAUGAUGAUGGCGACGAUGAUAAUAGUGAUGAUGAAAAUGAAUAGAAUGAUUUAGAUAAAAAUAUAGAAUAAGAAGAUAGCGAUAAUGAAAUAGAAGAAUCUAAUAAGAGAAUACAAAAUUUAAAUAUCUUAAAUGAUGAAGAUAUUAGCUAAGAUGAAAAUGAAGAAGAGCAAAAAAAUAACAAAAAAUAAAAAAAGCAUCACCUUAAAAAGCAAUCAAAAUCAAAAUCUAAAAAGUAAAACUAAGAAUAAGAAGGAAAAGAUGGAGAAGAUGAUGAAGAUAACUAAAAAAAUAACUUUUCUCCUGAUCUUUCUGAAAUAUCAAUAGAAGAUUUGAAAGAACUUUAAAAGGUAAACUAAGAUUUAUUUUCUGAUGAUGAUAAUGAAGAUGAUCCAUUGGCUUUGAAUGAGGUUAAAGAUAUUAAUGGAAAUAUUGUAGUUCCUGAAUAAAAAGAGAAGAAAAAACCUAAAAAGAAAAUGGUAGAUAUUGCUAAUGAAUAAGACCAGGAUAACAAACAAGACCUAAAAGAAAAAAUAUAUAUUAAAGAAUCAGAAUUAGCUGAAAAAGCAAAGGCUUAUAUUUAAAGAUAAGUAGAAAAGUAAUUUAAGUAAAAAUAUAAAAUUCUUAAGAAAAAUACAAAAAGCAGUAACAGUAAUAAAGUUUUAGCUUCAGAGUAUAUGUGA
This is a messenger RNA of Tetrahymena thermophila SB210, 1647 nucleotides long. RefSeq names its product RIO kinase family protein. The transcript has 7 exons. Gene Ontology annotation, biological process: maturation of SSU-rRNA; protein phosphorylation. NCBI's taxonomy places the organism in Eukaryota, Ciliophora, Oligohymenophorea, Hymenostomatida, Tetrahymenidae. Gene Ontology annotation, cellular component: preribosome, small subunit precursor; cytosol; nucleus. The record is from RefSeq and is a predicted model, not a curated record. Gene Ontology annotation, molecular function: protein serine/threonine kinase activity; ATP binding.